AAAUUAAGACGUGUCAUCCGCUUAACAUCUUAGCAUCUGUUACUGCCGCUCGCACAUUUCUGCACUACAUCAGUCUGAAGGACACUUUCCUGGACAUUUCAGAGAGAAAAAAAACCCCAAGCCCCUAUAACAGAGAAGAAAUUGGCUCUUUUUUCAGUGGGAUGAAGCAUGUAAGGCAUUUCAACCCCUCCUUAUUUCUCAGUUUGGUGCAUGUUUGCCUGGUUCAGGCAAAUUAUGCCCCCUAUUUCUUUGAUAAUGGAGCCAGAAGCACGAACGGGAACAUGGCACUUCUCAGCCUUUCAGAGGACAUACCUGUUGGUACCCAUGUGUACACUCUGAAUGGAACUGAUCCAGAAGGGGAUCCUGUGACAUAUGACCUGACCUAUGAAGCUGGAUCAAGACGCUACUUUUCUGUUGACAAGAACCUUGGAAAUGUUACACUGAUCGAGGAGCUUGACAGAGAGAAGGAAGAUGAGAUUGAAGUUAUUGUCAGUAUUUCAGAUGGCCUGAGUACAGUUUCUGAAAAAGUCAGGAUCCUUGUAAUGGAUGCUAAUGAUGAGAGCCCAGAGUUCAUCAAUACACCUUACAUAGUCGGAGUCCCAGAGAACACUCCCUCCAGCAGCAGUAUCUUUAAGAUUGAGGCAAUAGACAAAGACACGGGUUCUGGAGGAAGUAUCACCUACUUCUUGCAGAACAUCCACGCUAACAAGUUCACUAUAGACCGUCACAGUGGAGUGCUGCGCAUCAAAACAGGGGUCACCCUGGACUAUGAGAAAUCAAGAACGCAUUUUGUUGUCGUCGUAGCCAAGGAUGGUGGUGGGAAGCUCAGGGGAGACAACAAAGUGUUUUCAGCCACAACAACAGUUACUAUCAAUGUGGAGGAUGUUCAGGACACUCCUCCCAUGUUCAUCGGGACUCCCUACUAUGGAUAUGUCUAUGAGGAUACGCUCGCAGGCUCUGAGGUCCUUACUGUUGUUGCUCUUGAUGGAGACAGAGGAAAGCCUAACAGUAUUCAUUACUGCAUCGUGAACGGAAGUGAAGGUUCAUUUGAAAUCAGCAACACAACUGGAGCCAUUUCUGUGAUAAAAAGCCCAAAUCAGCUCAAGAAAGAAGUGUAUGAACUAAAAGUUCAGGCAUCAGAAGUCAGCCAGGAAGGUGACACCUCCGAGCACACUUUUGCCAUGGUGACUAUACGUGUGGUCGACCUCAACAACCACCCACCAACGUUCUACGGAGAAAAUGGUCCCCAGAACAGAUUUGAACUGACCAUGUAUGAGCAUCCCCCAGAGGGUGAAAUCUUAAGGGGAUUGAAGAUCACAGUCAAUGAUUCAGAUCAGGGAGCCAAUGCUAAAUUCAACCUCCGCCUUGUUGGACCUGGUGGCAUCUUCCGAGUGGUUCCCCAAACUGUCCUGAAUGAGGCUCAGGUUACAAUAAUAGUGGAAAAUUCUGCUGCUAUUGACUUUGAAAGUUUCAAAGUGUUAACCUUCAAGCUUCUUGCGAUAGAGGUGAACACGCCGGAGAAAUUCAGCUCGACAGCUGACAUAGUGAUUCGCUUGCUGGACACCAACGACAACGUCCCUAAGUUCUCCUCUGACUACUACAUUGCCAGGAUCCCUGAGAACUCUCCAGGGGGCUCAAACGUGGUUGCUGUUACAGCUACAGAUCCAGAUUCAGGGCUUUGGGGAGAAAUCAAGUACUCUAUCUAUGGAACAGGAGCAGAUCUGUUCCUAAUCCACCCAUCAACAGGCAUAAUUUACACCCAGCCCUGGGCUGUGUUAGAUGCUGAAGUGAACUCGAAGUAUAAUUUCUAUGUGAAAGCAGAGGACACAGAUGGAAAAUACAGCUUGGCUGAAGUGUUUAUCACUGUGCUAGAUGUCAAUGACCACUCUCCAGAGUUCAAUGAAAACAUCCAGGAAAAGACGAUGAUCAUUGGGUCACCGGUGAAGAUAGAGGCUAUAGAUCAAGAUGCAGAAGAACCCAACAAUAUCGUGGAUUAUUCCAUCAUGCAAGCAGACCCAGCCAACGUGUUUGAUAUAGACCAAAGCACUGGGGAAAUCAAGCUGAAAUCCUAUAUUCGUUCCCUGGACAUCAUCCACAACAUCACAAAAAACAAAGACUGCAUAUGGUCAUUGGUGGUACAGGCCAAAGACCGAGGCUCCCCGUCCUUCAGUACCACAGCAGUUCUGAAGAUCGAUAUCACAGAAGAGACUCUUCACAAAGGGCCUAUGGCCGCCUUUUUGAUGCAAACUAAAGAUAACCCCAUGAAAGCCUUAGGAGUGCUAGCUGGUGUCAUGGGCAUAAUGGUGCUGAUAACUAUCAUGAUCUCUACUGCCAUGUUCUGGCGCAACAAGCGAUCCAGCAAAAUCAUGCCGGUAAGAAGGAUCAUAAAAAAGAGACAGAUCCCGCCAUCCCGGACAGUCAGGAUGGAGUGGCUGAAGUUCAAGAGGCCCAGCAAUGCUGCGGAGAAGUUUGUCAUUGAAGAUGAUGUCAAGAGCCUACCUGAGAACAAUGAGAACAGCAACAACAACAUCCAAGUUACCCCCGUGCCACCAUCAGCCCCCUUGCCCCCACCACCCCCUGCCCUGGCUCCCAGGAGCGAUGCCCCAGGGUGGCGGGUGCCAACCGUGUCCGGCUCCCUCACCCCCAAGCAUAUAAUCAAGCCACCAAAGAAGAAAGGUCAUAGCAGCACCCACAAUGCCCUCGUGUCAGAGCUCAAAAUGAGGUUUGAGAAGAGGAACGCAGCUACCGGGGAGCCCCACAUCUAGGUGCUCUCAGCAGCCCCCAGAGACUGCAGACUGUGGCUGUGCAUGGAUGUAUUUACGUGCUGUGCUCCUCCCCCUGUCUGUCAGCACCCUGUGAACCGAGAGCAGCUCCUCACUGUGAUAGCCACCCCUCACCUUCCACCAGGACCACAUGCUACAGAGUCACCCCACCCACAGAAGUGCUGUGGUCUGUGUCCAGUCGCGACUGCAAUUCCUUCAGCCCGUGUCCCACUGCUGCUCCCUCCCUGCAGCUGUCUGACCACGGUGCUGAGUACACCAGCCACAGUCUCCCCAAGUGAACAGGGAUUCAGGUUGCCCCCAGUUUGGAGGUCUUUACCCAGAGCCUGGGUUUUCAAACAAGAUGCUCUGCAGCCAAGGCCCUGGAAGAUGCUGCUUCUGAACUGGUCUGGCAGGUGGGUUUGAGGUGCCCAAAAUCCCGUCACUUCAAAUCCCAAACCCACUUUUGAAGGCAUGAGCACCGAGUCAAUGCGCAGGUCUCCUACAGCAGUGACACUGCCCUGUCCUCAGGGUGUAACAAGCUUUGCAACAACUGGCAGAGUGAUGUGCUCACGGCCUGAGUACCCUCAUUCCCAAAAGGUAAGCGGGCAGACUUGGAGAAGUUCUUCAUUUUCCUGCAGCUUAUGCUGGGUUUUGCCAGAGUGCACUGACAUGAUACUGCGCUUUGCUUCUGCCCCGGACUUGGCUGCUGAGGAGGAGACAGGAGGGGCUUUUCAGCCUUCCCUAGACCAGCUGGGGCAAGAUUGGAGCACAGAAAGCUCAGUAGCAGCACUCUCAGUACUACCUCCUUCUGACACUGAGCCCCAAAAAAGGAGGAGCCCAGCAGGAGAAGGACACGGAUAAAUCCACAGGGAAGACAAGGUAAAACUGAGAGUCAAAUGAUAAGUGAAAAACAUAGACAAGUGCUGGAAAGUCGCAUAUGUUGGUCAGGGAAGUGUCUGGAAAGAUCAUGUGGUGUUGUACACUGCUAGCAGAAGGUGUCAAGGAAUAUAUUUCAUCACCUCUCCUGGCUUGUUCCAGGGACUGGUGAGUGCAAAAUGAGGUUUCCGUAAAAUAUUCUGGUUUGUCAUAUCAGUAUUUUUGAGUGAAUUAUGCAAUAGU
Pipra filicauda (Wire-tailed manakin) is the source of this 3881-nucleotide messenger RNA. RefSeq names its product cadherin related family member 1 (gene CDHR1). The coding region runs from base 162 to 2765 and encodes 867 amino acids. Gene Ontology annotation, molecular function: cadherin binding; calcium ion binding. The record is from RefSeq and is a predicted model, not a curated record. Gene Ontology annotation, cellular component: plasma membrane; catenin complex. Lineage: Eukaryota; Metazoa; Chordata; Aves; Passeriformes; Pipridae. The transcript is spliced from 17 exons. Gene Ontology annotation, biological process: homophilic cell-cell adhesion.